GUUUGUGGGGGUUGAUCUGUGGUUUCUGUGGUUCCAGUUGAGAUGGGCUGUCUGGGAGGGAAGACGGAGGAAGAACGACUGGAGGAUAAAGCGAAGAGAGAAGCCAACAAGAAGAUCGAGAGACAGCUGCAGAAGGAGAGACAGGCUUAUAAAGCAACACACAGACUGUUACUGCUGGGUGCAGGAGAAUCUGGUAAAAGCACGAUUGUGAAGCAGAUGAGGAUUCUCCAUGUGGACGGUUUCAACGCUGAAGAGAAGCAGCUGAAGAUGCAAGACAUCAGGAAGAACGUGAAGGAUGCCAUAGUGACCAUUGUGUCAGCCAUGAGUAUGUUGACUCCGCCCGUGCCUCUGGGUAACCCUGACAACCAGUUCAGAGUGGACUACAUCAAGAGCAUCGCGCCGCUGUCGGACUUUGAGUACACAGAGGACUUCUUUGAGCACGCUCAGAGGCUGUGGGAGGACAACGGCGUGAAGGCGUGUUUCGAACGCUCCAACGAAUAUCAGCUGAUCGACUGCGCUAAGUACUUCCUGGACAGGUUGGACGCCGUCAGGAGGACAGACUAUACACCUAGUGACCAGGAUUUGCUGCGCUGCAGGGUUCUGACUUCAGGGAUUAUUGAAACCCGGUUUCAGGUGGACAAGGUCAACUUCCAGUGAGUGUGCUUAGCCCCGCCCCCUCUGUCCAUCUGCACCAAUCACCUGUCUCCUCCACCUUUAGGUCAAAGUCAGUGUCCUCAAAUCAGCUUAGUGGAAAUAAAAUCAAAGCUGUCUCCAUGGCAACAUUGUACUUUCUACAUCCCCCCAAAGCAUUAUGGGAACUGUAGUUGGAGAACUAGCUGUUGUAAAUUUUGUCUUAACUAAUGCUUCAUUUCUUUAGUUGGAUUUCUCUUUACAGUAUGAACCUGUCUUUAUGCAACGCCUGACCAACUGACCUCUGACUGUCUUUAUGCAACGCCUGACCAACUGACCUCUGACUGUCUUUAUGCAACGCCUGACCAACUGACCUCUGACUGUCUUUAUGCAACGCCUGACCAACUGACCUCUGACUGUCUUUAUGCAACGCCUGACCAACUGACCUCUGACUGUCUUUAUGCAACGCCUGAC
This is a messenger RNA of Micropterus dolomieu (smallmouth bass), 1104 nucleotides long. RefSeq names its product guanine nucleotide-binding protein G(olf) subunit alpha-like. Gene Ontology annotation, cellular component: heterotrimeric G-protein complex. Bases 43 to 657 code for a protein of 204 amino acids. Gene Ontology annotation, molecular function: G-protein beta/gamma-subunit complex binding; GTPase activity; GTP binding. The transcript is spliced from 7 exons. Gene Ontology annotation, biological process: adenylate cyclase-modulating G protein-coupled receptor signaling pathway. The record is from RefSeq and is a predicted model, not a curated record. NCBI's taxonomy places the organism in Eukaryota, Metazoa, Chordata, Actinopteri, Centrarchiformes, Centrarchidae.